AUGGCCAUGGGGAGGUCCUUUACAGACCCCAGAGACAACAGACUGACAGGCAUUCAGAGAGACAGAGAGACAGACAGACAGGCAGACAGACAGACAGACAGACAGACAGGCAGACAGGCAGACAGACAGACAGACAGACAGACAGACAGACAGGCAGACAUACAGACAGACAGACAGACAGACAGACAGACAGACAGACAGACAGACAGACAGGCAGGCAGGCAGGCAGGCAGGCAGACAGGCAGACAGACAGACAGACAGACAGACAGGCAGACAUACAGACAGACAGGCAGACAGACAGACAGACAGACAGACAGACAGACAGGCAGACAGACAGACAGACAGGCAGACAGACAGACAGACAGACAGGCAGACAGACAGACAGACAGACAGACAGGCAGACAGGCAGACAGACACUCACUCACUCUCAGGGAGGCAACUUGUUUAGAAUUGGAGAUGGGGAAAAUAACGUUCUGUCUAGACAGUUACUUUUUGUUUAGGUGAGUUCUAUCUGGACUCAGAAGGACCCUUUAAAGCCUUUCCUUAAAGGUAGACUCAGAGGUCCAUGGGUAGUAAUUCUGUGUGGAGUCAUUCUAUGAUUCACUACUGUGGUAUGGGUUGAGUACCUCUGAGGGUUGAGGUGGCGGUCAUAAAAACAGACAUCCAGGAGUCUUAGCCUUUAUCCUGCAGGAUUCCAUUCCACUGGUGGAAGCGACAAGUCAUUUCACAUUGCAUACAUUAAAAACCCUUUCAAUGACUGGACGAAUUCAUUUAGUAUUUUUACUACAGUGAAACUAAUGUCAUAUACAUGUAGUGACAUCUGCAGGUUUAAAUAAUAUCCCCUUUCAUGAUGUUGUUGACUUAUGAAAUGUAUUUUAAUACAUUGGUCAACAGCAGUACAGGUAAUAGCCCAGCUGUUCACGGGUAGAGUAGACACAUUCCAUCACCAAGAUGUGUGGAGCAGCAAUGGGAAAAUAAUCCGAUCAACUCAAAUCUAGAUGUGUAUCAUAUACUCUAGCAAUCAAUCAUUUUGUGAAAACAUUAUUUGACACUUUUCAAGACAAAACAGACAUUUUCCUUUUCUAUUUACACGGGAAACGACUGUUCGGUCUGGGCUGGGGAUAAGUGAUGGAUAAACUCCUCAUCAGUAGGCGGUGCUACCGUAAAUAUAUUCAGAAGCGUUUCAAGGAUAUUACAUAAAGUUCUUAUCCAUAAAUAAUAUUCACACGUUAACAUACUGACGAUGGAACUUGAAGACAGUAGCCUUUAGGUAAAUGUAUGAAUCAUUACUUUUCCAAAUUUGGUCCCGGAUUAUUCUAAAACAAUGCGGGAAAAAACGUUUACUUGAACACGACACACUCUAUUAUUUUUUAUUUUAAGAAUAGUCCGGGUGAUUAAGUUCAUGCCCGCAGACAGUUACGCAUUGAAUGUGCAUUCCAAGACUUGUUUAACUCUAAAAACUCCGUGGCUCAAAGUUCUGUGGCGUUAGAGAAGUCCGACUGCAAUUUUUGUACUAACGCCUCCGGUUCCGUGCGUAAUGGUGCGGGACUGUGCCGCAGAUGUUUGUGUGCAGGAAUGUUUUUUUUUUUUUUUUUACUUCUAAGGUUGGGGUUAGGGUUGAGUUUUAUACGAAUUAGUAUGUGUAGGCCACAAUGACUGUACAUAUAAAGGUGUAGGCCAACCUCUCGUCUUCUAAACAACCAUAAGGCAUCUAAACAGUUCCAGGCUCCGGCUGUGAGUUAGUUUAUCUGUACCUCCCUGAACUCUCCGAUUAGCCGGCCAGGCAGCUGUCGUCAUCAGCAGCACCCCCGAUUUUUUCCCCUUUUCUAAAUGGAUGGGGGCUGUCCUGCUUCGUGCACAGUUCAACGGAAGCCAAAAGAUUGGAACAACUUGUGAAUUCACCCGUCAGUUUGGUUGACGUUUGCGGCAACGUUUAGAAGAAUGCUCGACGGCGGCUUCGCUGAAGAAGUUAAAGAUUGAGAAGUGUUUUUCUUUCUCAUAAAACUGUGCGGCGUUCAGGACUGUAGCAGGGAGAGGAGGGAGAGGGAACAGCGGUUGCCUACCACAACGUUUACAAUAGAAAGGAAACUUCAACUCCCGUUAGAGUGAACUGAAGUGAAGUGGCAGCUCGUAAUUCCACAAUGGCUUUCGCUGUGGAUUGUAUAUAUUUAUUGAUGUACUGUUCUCUCGGCUUGAUAUUUUUAGAUCACAAACAUACUGUGAAAUCACAUGGUAAGUUCUUAUGAUUUUACACUUUUCUCUCAACUCUUCUGUAUUCAACUUUGAAGUAGCCUAUUGUGGAUUUUGAGGAGAGGGCUAUAAAACGUAUGGCAUACUGUAUUUGAAGUUAUAUAACUCCCUGGGUUUGAUAGAGACUGAGGUCUUACUGAUGAAAGUGUCAAGAAAUGCCACAAACUAAUCCAAUAAUUUAGUUGUACCUGAAAGGGUUUAGCCAAACUAAACUAAACCUUUAGUAAUAAUAAUAAGCCAUUUAGCAGACGCUUUUUCCAAAGCGACUUACAGUCAUGUGUGCAUACAUUUUUACGUAUGGGUGGUCCCGGGGAUCGAACCCACUACCCUUGCGUUACAAGCGCCAUGCUCUACCAAUUGAGCUACAGAGGACUUUAGUCAUGCAACUGGCUGGCUCAUAACCCAUAGACUAAACUAGAGACACAUUAUCCUAUGUCUCCACUGUUCAGAAGUUCAGUAUCAUCUUCAAUGUUCAUUAACCAUUUGUGAGUAGGGCAAUUAUCCUUUAACUAGCAUGCAUCUUUAACUCUUAUCCACACCAGAGUAUAAUAAUUAAAGUAUGCUAUAUUCUAUUCAGUGCCUUUCACCAAGUUUCCAUAAGUUCCCAAAUUUCCAUAAAUUCCCAAGUUCCCAUACGUUCCUGUGCAUAGGUUGCUACACUCUUAGAAAAAAAUGUGCUAUCUAUAACCUAAAACGGUUGUUCGGCUGUUCCCAUAAGAUAACCCUUUUAAGAACCCGUUUUGAUUCCAGGUAGAACCCUUUUGGGUUCCAUGUAAAAAACAUAUAUGGAACCCAAAAGGGUUCUACCUGGAACCCAAAAGAGUUCUACCUGGAACCCAAAAGAGUUCUACCUGGAACCCAACAAGGGUUAUCCUAUGGGAACAGCCUAAGAACCCUUUUGAGACCCUAUUUUUCUAAGAGGUUUAAUUAGGACUGUCCAGUUGUCUCUGUUUCUCUGACGUUAUUCUUGACUAUUUGUCUCAUCAGAACAUCUCUCUGGAAAGUUAAGUGAAUAUGGUCUUAUCGUGCCAUUCAGCACAGACUCCCACGGCCGCUAUAUCUCCCACGUGGUCUCAGCCUCAGGAGCCUCAGCCUCAGCUGCAACGGGAGAUACUGAAAGUGAAGGUGCUGAUGCAGGUGGUGCUGCUGGUGUUCCCUCGCCCCCUGGCCCGGGUAAGAGACGUGUGGUCCGUAGCGCCCCCGAGACUCCCUCUGUCACCUCUGGCGCAGGCCAACACCUGUUUUUCAACGUCACUGUGUUUGGGAAAGAGUUGCACCUUCGCCUCAAAGCAAACAGGAGGCUGGUGGCUCCGGGGGCAUUUGUGGAAUGGCAGGAGGACUUCGAGGAAAAGGCUAAGGAGCGUAUCCAUGGGGACUGUGUUUUCACUGGAGACGUAUCCGACAUGCCAGAGGCUACUGUUGCCAUGAGCAACUGUGAUGGACUG
Messenger RNA from Coregonus sp. 'balchen', 3695 nucleotides. The record is from the annotation of a GenBank genome assembly. NCBI's taxonomy places the organism in Eukaryota, Metazoa, Chordata, Actinopteri, Salmoniformes, Salmonidae.